Molecule: messenger RNA, 3269 nt
Organism: Salvelinus namaycush (lake trout)
Lineage: Eukaryota; Metazoa; Chordata; Actinopteri; Salmoniformes; Salmonidae
Product: ras and Rab interactor 2-like
Biological process (GO): vesicle-mediated transport
Cellular component (GO): endocytic vesicle; cytosol
Molecular function (GO): guanyl-nucleotide exchange factor activity; small GTPase binding; NAD+ binding
Source: RefSeq, a predicted model, not a curated record
AUGCUUAAACUACUUCUGCAGAAACACCCUGAGCCCUUCUUUGCCCUGGCCAGGGAGGAUCAAGCCUAUUUUCUGCCCACAGCAUGUCACUACUUCAUCAAGUUGCUGAAGGUCAAGGGACUACUCAAAUGCUGCUACUCACAGAAUAUUCACACCCUGGAACGUGUAGCAGCAGGAUUGGAGGGAGAGGACCUGAUUGAACCUUCUACACCUCACUGCAGAUUUAUGUGCCGGAAAGAGUAGGACUUGGACUGGAUGAAAGAGAAAAUCUUCUCUGAUGACAUCCCCAAAUGUGACAAGUGCAGUAAUCUGGUUAAAUCAGAUAUUGUUUUCUUUGGUGAGAAUCUACCAAAGAGGUUCUUCACCUCAAUGGCCAUGGACUUUCCUCGCUGUGAUUUGCUGAUUAUAAUGGGUACCUCCCUGCAGGUUCAGCUCUAUGCUGCUCUUGUUGGCAGGGUUUCAAACAGCUGCCCCAGACUGCUCAUUAACCUGGAGCAAGCAGGCAGUGCAGAUCCUGUAUUAGGGAUGAUAGGCAUUGUCGGAGGGAUGGACUUUGACUCAGAGAAAGCAUACAGAGGUGUGAGUGGCACGGUGAGGACAGAGAAUGAGGUUACUGAUAGAGUUUCGAGGAGGCCCCUGACUCUGCUGGACAGGUUGCGACUGUCAGGACACCUGGGCCACUGUGAUAGAGACGAGGCCCAUGCUGCCCUCUGGGGCCGGCCUGCUAGGCCUGAUCACUUGACUCAGAGGGCUCCUGGUACUGCCAUGUGCACCAUACAGCUGACAGCAGCCAAUGGUGCUCUGUCCAUCAUCAACCCACUCUAUCUCCAUGAGCAUGGCGAUGACUGGCUGACGCAUCAACCAACCAGCCCACAGCGAGUUAAUCUGCCAUCCAAUUAUAGGCGUGAGAGACGACUGAGUACGAGACCUUGGUCAGGGGCGGAUCUUCUUACUAAGAGAGCUAUCUCAUUGGAGCAGGAGCCCUGCAGCUCUAGUCCUGAUAAUCCAGUCUUGUCUACAGGGUCUCCUGUAGUCCAGACUGCCCCGUCUCCCCCCACCCCUACAGGGGGGGUGGUUCUGAGGAGGCCCAGUAGGGAUGCUUCCAUUGAGUCACUCCACAGAACAGGGAGCCAGGACCGCACUAACACCCUCAGGACCCCCUCAGACCCCAAGCCCCUGCUCAGCCCUGCCCCUCAGUCACCUCAGAGGGUGUCCUGGAUUGAGGACAAUGUAUGGCUCUCCCAACCACCACCCCCCUCCCUCCUCCUCCCUCCCUCCCUGGAGCUAGACUCGCUGUCAAUCAACAGCGCCGAGGAGGAGCCGGAGUCGGUCACCAGUCGCUCCCACUCCCCCCACCCCUCGCAUCGGUUGACCGACAAGGUGAUGCACCGCCUCUCGGCUGUGGGCCUCGCCAUUGGUGGGCUGGGGCGUUCACAGAAGAGGCUGACCAAGCGGGUGCAGGAGCUCAGCAAGCGGAGGGACGGAGUGUUUGCUGGGGCAGUGCUGGGAUUCGUUGAGAUGACCCUAGGGGCUGGGUUUAUCCCUGACAUGACAGGUGCGGACCUGCUUCAGGAGGUGCGUACGGCUCUCACUGCCCUGAGAGAGACACUGCUGGACUGUCCUGAGAUACACAUCCUCAUAGACAGUAUGGCCGACACAACAGACUGGGAGCUGGAUGCCAUACUGGAGCUCUCCCUACACAAGGUGGCCCUAAAGCCCGUGAACGCCCACCUGUACACCUGCCUCCAGAGCUGUCGGCACCACGACGGUAGCCUGCGGAAGCUGAGGGAGAACCAGCGGCUCCUGGAGGGCCGGGGGGUGGAGGAGCUGGAAGGGACGCCUGGGGCGGGGGUCCCUGACCCUGUCACCCUGGAGAAGAUCCAGCAGAGGUGGUCAGCCAUGCACCAGUCCUACUCCCCCAGCAGGAAGGUCCAUAUCCUGCUCAAGGUCUGCAAGACCAUCUACCACAGCAUGACGGCCAAUGCCAACCCAGGUGUGGUGUAUGGGGCUGAUGACUUCCUGCCCUGUCUGACCUGGGUGCUUCUGCGUGGUGAUGUGGUCACUCUGCAGCUGGACACUGACUACAUGAUGGAGCUACUGGACCCCACACAGCUGCAGGGAGAGGGAGGUUACUACUUGACGUCCCUGUACGCCUCUCUCUUCUACAUCAGCAGCUUCCGCCCUCGUCUCGCCACGCGCCAGCUUACCACCGAGGCCCAGCCUCGUCUCACCACGCGCCAGCUUACCACCGAGGCCCAACAAUCCCUGAGCCAAUGGCAUCGCAGGCGCACCGUGCACUGCAACCAAUCACGACGCAGCACGAAGCGGAGGACCCUCCGGGGACCUGGGCAUGGCGAGAAGGGCAAGGAAAACUCCAGUGACGCAGAGCCGGAAACUGGCACAGUUUAACUGAUGACCCACCGGCGCCCUCUAGUGUUGUGGCAAAGGCACUGCACAUAAUCUCAGAGGUUGUGGUAGCGGUGAGGGAGGAGGAGGGCAGCAGAGUGGAGGGUCAAGGACCCCCAGCUGCACAACUCCAGGCCUCACCUCGGAAGGGGAGACAGGACUCAGGUUAGUCUCCGCAGCGUCCAUGAGGACCACAGAUGCUAACCUCCACAGCGUGGCCUUCGCUCCAGAUCAAAACUCCAAACCUACAACCUAAUUUUGACCAAAAUUAACCAGAUAGAUUACUGCUGCCAAGUUUUCCUGUUUCCAAGCUAUACAGAGGGUGCUCUAGCAAACAAACAGCAGAGACCUGAGGACACCAUCCAUCCUGGAACUGAGUGAGUAGUGUUUGGUCUGAUGCUAUUUUGAAAGCCAAGAAUAAAAAUAAAGUACAUUACAAUGAUAUAUUUUAAUUUAUGGAGACUGAAUGCUGAGUUAAGGCUGCCAGGCUUGCUAGGACAGACCAGAUAAAACUUCAAUUAGCACUGAGGUGUGAAGUGAAAGGUGUUGAAGCCUUUGGGACCAACAUGUGGCAGGAGUAUUUGAAGCCCCAUCCUGCUGUUCAAAGAUCAUCCACUGGGAUUUUCUACAAGAAAUCUGCCUCCAGAAAUAAAAGUUUCUCCCAAGUGGUUGCGACAUCUACUCCCGUUGCCUGCUGCACUGCUGCUUGGAUUCCACCUGGCGAUCUGUUCACCGUCUGCCCUGGUCUGUCUCCCCCUGACUGGUAGAGGUACCCCCACCACACUCCCCCCUCUCUCCUGAGCUUUUGCUCGCCUCCAGCACUCACGCAUUAUUGGGGUGAGUGACUCUGAACUUACAAUGGC